Dovyalis caffra is the source of this 777-nucleotide messenger RNA. The record is from the annotation of a GenBank genome assembly. Lineage: Eukaryota; Viridiplantae; Streptophyta; Magnoliopsida; Malpighiales; Salicaceae.
AUGGCAGAAAAGCAGGUCACAACACUGGUGAUCAAGGUUGACCUUGAAUGUGAGAAAUGCCAGAGGAAAAUCAAGAAAGUACUCUGUAAAAUCCCUCGUGAGUUUCUGAUUCCUUCUAGCUCCAUUAAAACAUUAGAAAUUCAGAACCAGAUAUAUGAUAAGAAGGCAGGCACAGUGACAGUCACUGUGGUAUGUUGCAGUCCUGAAAAGAUCAAGAGGAAGAUAUGCUGCAAAGGAGGUGAAGCUGUCAAAGGCAUUGAGAUUAAGGUGCCAGAGAAGCCUAAACCAGCAGAGAAGCCGAAAGCACCAGAGAAGCCUAAAGAACCUGAAAAACCUAAGCAACCAGAGAAGCCUAAAGAACCUGAAAAGCCUAAGCAACCAGAGAAGCCUAAAACACCUGAAAAGCCAAAAGAACCAGAGAAGCCUAAAGCACCUGAAAAACCAAAAGAACCAGAGAAGCCUAAACAACCUGAAAAACCAAAAGAACCAGAGAAGCCUAAACAACCUGCAGCUCCAGCUCCACCGAAACCUCCUGAACCUGUUCCUGGGUACCCACCGGUACCGGUCUACCCGCGUACAUGUUGCGAUGAAUGCUAUCAUGGGAUCGGCGGAGGCCCAUGUUUUCAUGACUAUGGCAGGCCAGCACCACCCCCAUGCUAUGGAAGGCCAGUGUAUGAUAGCUGGGGUGGUGGUUGUGAUUGCCGAAGAAGUGGCUAUUAUGUGUGUAGGUGUGAGUAUGUCUGCGAUGAUCGUCCCUCGGUAUGCACAAUCAUGUGA